Messenger RNA from Penicillium roqueforti, 999 nucleotides. RefSeq lists its product as uncharacterized. The coding region runs from base 1 to 999 and encodes 332 amino acids. The transcript is spliced from 4 exons. NCBI's taxonomy places the organism in Eukaryota, Fungi, Ascomycota, Eurotiomycetes, Eurotiales, Aspergillaceae. The record is from RefSeq and is a predicted model, not a curated record.
AUGCCUCUCAAGUUCUCCCUUAGGAAAACGAAGGUGGUGCCGAAGAAGAAAGCAACUUCCGACGACCUCGCUUGGAUACAGGUCAAGAAUGGCGCAGAAGCGGCCAUUCGAUGGCUUUCAAGGGCUACAAACCUUGGGAGGUCCGAGGUUGACGAGAUGAAGACCGAACUUAACGACAUCACGACGAGAGCUAGGAGGGACAAUAACCUCCCAACGAAGGACUUGACCUCGCAAGAGGUUGAGUCAAUUUUUAGGCUCACCCAGGUGACCCAGAAGAACCUAAAGGCGGGAGAUUCCUGGGACAUACCCCCGUUCGAUACCGCAGCUCUAAACAACCAGGACGUAUUUCCUGAAUUUAUGCGCUACCUCUCGCGAGCAAUGCGCUACCAGCACAAUUGCCAAGCUGGGUCCCGAGAGACCGAGGCAUGGGUACGCGCUUGGCUUAGCCCUCUGUUCAGCGCUGUUCUUGGCUUCGCCAUAGAAGUCGGUAUUGCGGUGGCACAUCCGGUGAGAUGGAGCUACGAGGCCUCAUUCUCGCAUAUUACCCGACUCGGCCGAAUGAAGCUCAAGCACAGGCUGAAUGGCCGCCCCGACUAUACGCUAUGGUAUGGGGAGCAUGAGGAUCUGGAGACCAACCUGGUGAUUGUAGAGACGAAGACCUCGGACGAAAUUGGCAAAGGGCAGAAACAAGUCCUUGCCUAUAUGGGUGUCGUGCACUCCGGACGAAAGGAGCGCGGAAAAAAAGACACCACUGUAUACGGGAUUGUGACCGACAGCAGACAGUUCCACUUUUACAAGAUCAGUAAGAACAGCAAGUGGUCCGUGAGGACCUUCCACUGGGGUCUGGAAGACAGCCAGGACGAGGAGAUCGUUCGCAUCCUCCUCCAAAUUAUCCACUCGGCGUCUACGCAGUCACCAAUGACCACUGGACGCACAAGCAAGGCGAGCACUCGUCGGAGGGCCGUCAAACGUCCCCGAUACAGUAGCUCUGCCUCUUAG